Drosophila biarmipes is the source of this 1837-nucleotide messenger RNA. It is a transcript of the gene Tmx3, whose product is annotated as protein disulfide-isomerase TMX3. Bases 200 to 1492 code for a protein of 430 amino acids. Lineage: Eukaryota; Metazoa; Arthropoda; Insecta; Diptera; Drosophilidae. The record is from RefSeq and is a predicted model, not a curated record. Gene Ontology annotation, cellular component: endoplasmic reticulum. Gene Ontology annotation, biological process: peptidyl-cysteine oxidation. Gene Ontology annotation, molecular function: protein disulfide isomerase activity. The transcript is spliced from 4 exons.
UCUAAAGGCGGGGGUGGUUUUUCGCUAAUGUUUUCUUUUGUUGUUGCAGCGGUUUAAAGGAAAUAUUUUCCAGCUGAAAAUUAAACCAAUCAACUAAUUAAAUUAAGUUAAAGCAAAAAUAAUACAUUACAAAGCAUGAUAUAGCAGAGGAGCAGCGAUAGAAUAACACUUGGAAGUACAAAUAAGAGCAGUUGCAAAGAUGUCUCCAAAUUCUGUGUGGACCUUCUGCCUCCUUAGUGCUCUGUUCGUGACCUUCGGCUCCACGGCGAUUUCCUCGAGGGUUCUGGAACUCAGCGACCGCUUCAUCGACGUGAGACACGAGGGGCAGUGGCUUGUUCUAUUCUAUGCCCCAUGGUGCGGCUACUGCAAGAAAACAGAGCCCAUCUUCGCCCUGGUGGCCCAGGCACUUCAUGCCACCAAUGUGCGAGUGGGUCGCCUGGAUUGCACAAAGUACCCGGCGGCAGCAAAAGAGUUCAAGGUUCGUGGCUACCCCACCAUCAUGUUCAUCAAGGGCAACAUGGAGUUCGUCUACAACGGAGAUCGUGGCCGUGAUGAGCUGGUGGACUAUGCCUUGAGGAUGUCUGGUCCUCCAGUUCAGCUGGUCACUCGAACCGAAAGUGUGGACAUGCUGAAGGGCUCCCAUACGAUCUUCUUUAUCUUCGUGGGUCAGCAGGAGGGCGUGGUGUGGGACACAUACUAUGCUGCCGCCGAGGGCUACCAGGAGCAUGGAUUCUUCUACGCCACCAGCGAGGAUAUCGCUGCCCAGCACUUUGACUUUGAGAAGCUGCCAGCGGUUAUAGUCUACAAGGAGGAGCAGCAUCACUUCUAUCCGCACGGUCACUUGGCCCACGAAAUGGACCCCAACGAAGUGAACGAGACCGUUUUCCAGUGGGUCAACGUGGAGAGGUUCACGCUCUUCCCGAAGGUCACGCGAUUUAACAUCCAUCAGCUGCUCAAGACGAACAAGUAUCUGGUUCUGGCUGUGGUGCAGGAGGAUAAGCUCAAUCAGAUAGCCACCCAUGAGCUGGAGUUCCGGGACAUGGUCGAGGGCGUGAUAAGGAAGCACAGGGCGCGAUAUCACGACAAGUUUCAAUUUGGAUGGAUUGGUGAACCAUCCAUCGCACAUUCCAUCAUUCUGGAUCAACUGCCCACGCCGCAUUUGAUAGCGAUUAACUCGAGCACCCAGCACCACUUCAUUCCCGACGAUGAUCCCAUGCAGAUGACCCCGCAGGCACUGCACCUGUUCCUGGAAUCCAUCAGGAAUGAGAGUGCUAUCGCCUAUGGAGGAGACACGUAUUUCGUGCGUUUGAAUCGCGCGCUUUUCGAGGUUCGAAGAGCUCUGCGGGAUAUGUGGCUGGGAAAUCCCGUGCUGACCACUGUCAUUUUCGGCCUGCCGCUGGGAUUCCUCUCGCUCAUUAUGUAUUCCAUUUUCUGUGGCGAUUGCUUGGUCACCGAAGAGGAUUCAGAUGAAGAUCACGAAAAGAAGGAGUAAGAGGAUGAGACGGAAUUCCUGAUAAAGAAAGUAAGAAAGAUGAUCUCGAAGUGAAUUUCCGAGGAGGAACCAAAAACCAUUUUUGCAAACCAAAAGGAGUACGAAAUUAAGAAAAUCUCACGUGAGGAGUCGUAGCAGGUCCCGCUCCCAUCCCCUAGAUCAACUUUUCUACCGCAUCUAAAUGUAAGCCAAAUCUAGUCCUAUGUCCGCUGGGCGAGAACUUCCAAACCGCUUAAGGAUCCGCCAUUUGACACAAAGAAAUCCAUGCGCAUUCGUGCGUCUGAGUCUCUUUUUUUUAUCGUUUUAAGUUAGUAAAAGUAAUAAACAUGAUUUAGCGGAUGCGAA